GUCCCGUUCCGCGACAGCACGUGGUGCGGUCGCUCCGUCCGGCCCCGCCCGGCCGGCCUGGCUCGUCCCGGCUCUCACUGGCUGGCCCUGAGUGACCUCGGGUCGACCUGGGCUGACCUCCCCGGGACGCUCGCCAGCCUGAGAUGGCCCUGUUCUGCGCGACUGUCCUCGCUCGACGGCAGUUGACCUCACCUGGCCUCUACUGACCCCGGCUGACCCAUCGCCAUGGAGCAAAGGGGUCUGGCGCCGCCGCCGCCGCCCAGGGACCGACCAAUCGUGCCCACGGCCGAGAUGCUGGGAGACGACGCCGAGGUGGAGCUGAAGCGCAAGGUGCCGGACGCGCUCGUGUUUGCCGACGACGAGUUUGUCGGCUCGCUCCUGAAAAACCUCAACACGAUGCGGAAGAACAAGCAGUUCUGUGACGUCACGCUGCGGGUGGGGAAGCACGAGAUCGCCGGCCACCGGUGCGUGCUGGCCGCCAGCUCGCAGUACCUGCUGAAGCUGUUCGGCGACGAGCGCGGCCAGCCGGCGGCGCGCGAUGACCCCAGCGUGUAUCGUCUGAGCGACAGCCUGGACUGCGAGGCCACAGACGCGCUCGUCCAGUACGCCUACACCGGAAAGCUGUACGUGCACCCGUCCAAGGUGCGCGCCGUGUACUCGGCCGCCGCCCGCCUUAAGAUGGACAGGGUGGCGCGUCGCUGUGCCGAGUGGCUCGUCAGCAACCUGGACACCCAGUCAUGUCUGGAGAUCCGCUCCAUCUCCGGCGUGGCCAGCGACUCCCAGCUGGUCAAGGUGGCCGACGACUUCAUCGUGCUGCACUUUGCUGAGAUGGUGGCGACGAAGCAGAUGCUGAAGCUGCCACAGGUGAAGGUGGAGCUUCUCACGCCUGCUCUGGAGGAAGUCACCUCCAUCAACAUGUCCACUCAGGCCUUACUCGUCCUUGACUGGUUGCGCAAGUUUACGAUUGACGAGAACGUGUCUCUGGAAGAUAGUACGGAAAAGGUGCACCUGUUGUACAUGAACUUGGACCAGUCGCUGCAUGAUUGCUCCGACAUCGUUACCGGUGACUCGGCCGACACCGAAAUGGUGCAGGACUACAAGAAGCUCAGCAGAAAGGUUGGGCGGAAGACGUCGCCGGCCGUGCAACAGCCCGUGCCGUCCUCCAAGCAGUACCACACCAUCACCUACUCGACCGAGGUGGCUGAGCGCAUGCAAGAGGAGGCCUACGACUGGAAGACCAUCGCCUGCUCCAAGGUCGACGAGCGGGGCAUGGUGGCGCUGGUGACGCUGGGCGGCCGCCUGGCGGUGCUGUCGGUACGCCAGCGACUGAACGCGCCCUCGCCGACCGGUUCGCCGCGCACCAGCCGGCCGCCCAGCAUGGAGAAGCCCGACUCGUACAGCGUGCUGCCCGAGCUGGCCUGCGCCAAGUGCGCCAUCGGCGUCGGCAACAUCGACGACAAGCUCAUCAUCUGCGGCGGGUACGACCGCGGCGAAUGCCUGCGGGAGGUGGAGAUCUACGACCCGGCCAUCAACCAGAUCCGCGCCCUGCCUCCGAUGCGGGCGGCGCGCGGCCGCUUCGAUCUGACCGUGAUCGACGGCCGAGUGUACGCCGUCGGCGGCUGCGACGGCAACAACGAGCUGUCGUCGGUCGAGUCGUUCUGCCUCGAGGACGACAAGUGGACGCCUCGCGCGCACCUGCACAUGGCGCGGUCUAACCUAGGGGUGUGUGCGCUGAACGGCAAGAUCUGCUGCAUUGGAGGCUGGAAUGGCAAGUUCGGCAGUAGAAAGUGCGAGAUCUAUGACCCUGUUACCAACAAGUGGUCCCAAAUGGCUUCACUCAACGUCGGGCGAUACCAGGCGGCCGUGACCGUGCUGAACGGGCUGGUGUAUGCCGUCGGCGGCUGCGACUCCUGGAACUGCCUCAGCUCGGUCGAGGUGUACGACCCGGAGGAGGACGCAUGGUCCUUCGUCGCGCCCAUGUCGACGCCGCGUCGCGGCAGCGGAGUGUCCAGGAUCAAAGGUAAACUGAUUGUGGUGGGCGGCUUGGACGGCGUGCAGUCGCUAAACACCACUGAAAUCUACGACCCGACCGAGGGCACCUGGACGCCCGGGCCCAAGAUGCUCUCGCGGCGGGCCAAUGUCAACGUGGCCGUGGUGGACGGCAAGCUGUUCGCUGUCGGCGGCUUCUCCGGAAAGCAGUUUCUGAACACAAUGGAGUUUCUGGACGCGCGCACCAUGAACUGGACGACGUUCAUCGCGCGUCGGGCGCGCGGCCUGUCCGGUGGCAGUGCUUCCUCUGAGGAGGAGUGCCCCGAGGCGGUGACGGCCGGUGGCGGUGACCCGGCCCACGCCGCCUCUGAUGGCGUGUCUGGCGCCUCGGAGUCCACUGGCGUGUCUGGCGCCUCGGAGUCCAGUGGCGCCUCGGGUGCCUCGGAGUCCAGUGAAGCGGCCGACAGCGAGACGGACGAGCAGCGGUCGGGUGACGCCGGCGCUACCGACGGCACUUGCGCGUAGUGCCACCGCCAACAGAUGGCAGCACGAAAGAGACGCCGCGGACGAGUUCAUUCCAUCGCGAGUACUGAAAGGCUUGUGACAAUAUCGCAGCUGCUGCUGGCAGCACGCAGCUUCUGACCCCGCUCCUGGCGGCUGCUGCCGGCUCUGACCGAACCGCGCGCAGCGCACGCGAAUUUGGCGUGCAGGGCCACCUAACAUCGAUGUGGAAAGCGUGGGUCACGUUGUUCGGUUUCCCUUUGGCCCAGUACAUUCAGCAUGGGGACUAGGGGAGCAGCUGUCGACUGCUGGAUGGCGACAGUCUCUUGUACAGUGUAAUGUCGCCCUGUUUUAAUGGCGUCUGUUUACAACUUAUUGUGCGAACCACGCUCGCAGUAAUUAAUUACCAAACUUUGUGACCGCUGUGAGCAAUCUGAACCCUUUUGUGCCCACAUCCUGGCUUCCGCUGUGCCCAAUCUUCUCUGAGAUGCCGACUGUUGACGGUCCUUUGGGUGCCACGCACCCUCGUGUAUUUAUGUCCGCCCAGCGCAUUGGGGCCAAUGUUUGUGUACGUACCGUCAUUUGCACGACCUUCGCUACAACGCACGUUCUGCCUCCGGUACCAAAAUUUCCACAGCGAGGUGUACUGGUGGUGAAUGGAAACUGUCAUUUACGGGCGGGCUGCGAGUGAACGCUUCGGAAAUGCCAUCUUUCUGCGCCUGCGGGCGAUUUACAAGAGGCUCGGCUCUAUUGGACCUGCGGGAUAUUUUGAUGCUCGGCCGGUGUGUGGUGUCGCGUGCUGCGGUCACCACAGGUCACCAGGGGUCACCGGUGACUACUUCGGAGAUGCUUUGACGCCGUUGUGUGCGCGUGUGCUGGUGGCUGCCGCACUGGACUGGACUGCGGACACGUGAACCCGAUAACCCUGUCAAUACAUGCGGCUGAGAAGCAGCAAUGUUCGGCA
Messenger RNA from Pollicipes pollicipes, 3454 nucleotides. RefSeq names its product influenza virus NS1A-binding protein homolog A. Gene Ontology annotation, molecular function: protein binding. NCBI's taxonomy places the organism in Eukaryota, Metazoa, Arthropoda, Thecostraca, Pollicipedomorpha, Pollicipedidae. The transcript is spliced from 13 exons. Bases 226 to 2514 code for a protein of 762 amino acids. The record is from RefSeq and is a predicted model, not a curated record.